AUGACGGAAGGGGUCCAACGUGCUCUUGAAAAUGAUAAACAAAAGGUUGACCUUCAUUUAGAGGACCGGAUCAGUCAGUUGCCAGAUGACGUUCUUGUUCUCAUACUCUCUUUUUUGACCUUCAAGGAAGCAACAGUUACUAGUGUCCUAUCAAGUCGAUGGACGUAUCUGUGGACACAUUACGCUCGUCUUGUCUUUGAUUACCAAGAAUUAUAUGAUGACAAAGAACCAUACAUAUAUGGGCGCGAAAAUUACGAGACAAAAAGGGUGAGAUAUGUCAAUUGGGUGAAUCGUGUUGUGCAAUUGUAUAGGGGUUCAAGUAUUGAAGAAUUCUGUGUUCGUUUUGAUUUAGGUGAAGGUUCGGAAUGUGAUGUUAAUAAGUGGCUCAAGUUUGCAUUAGCAAAGAGAAUUCAGAGGCUUGAGUUGGACCUGAUUGGUUUUUUACACAAUGAAAAGAGGCCUUACAUUUUUUCAUACCAACUGCUAGCUCAGAGUAAAUGCACCACUUCAAAUUUCUGUGGCAUGCGUCCCUGUACAUUUGUUGGAUUUAAUACGCUGAAAGCAAUUUUUUUGAAGAAUGUAAAUGUGGGUGGAGGAGAAGUUCUGGAGUAUUUCUUGUCCAACUGUCCAGUUCUCGAACAGAUGGGUGUUCAUUAUUGCGAGGAUCUGUUUAAUUUAAAAGUUGUUGGCCCAUCACUUGUGUUGAAGCAGCUGGAGAUAUGCUACUGUUGGGAAAUAAAAUCCAUUGAAAUCCGCAAUGUAAACCUAGUUUCUUUAAAAGUUUUGGGAGAGGACAUCAGCUUCCUUCUUGAGAAUGUCCCUAUGCUUGUUGAUUUAAAUAUUGAUGGGCGGAUUUCAAAAGCCCUCACUGAUAUUGACGGGUGGAUUUCAAGAUCCUUGACGGAUGUUUUUGCACAGUUUGCUUGCUGCCUUUCUCAGUUGGAGAUUCUUACGUUAGAUACGCAUCUUUAUUGUAUUUUUGAGGAAAACGCAGAGUUUGAUGUGUCUUCUAAGUUAACUAAUCUCAGAAAGUUGGUAUUGGUUGGUGUUGAAAUCGUUCAUAGAUUCGCUUCACUGAUUAAGGCGGCUCCUUACUUGAAGAAACUCGUGUUGCAGAUUGGGUGGUCCACACAUGAUUAUCACAGAAAUUUAUUUAGAACUGAAAAAUGUGUCCAUCAAUGCCUGGAGGAGGUGGAGUUCUUUGGAUAUUAUGGCAGUGCAGGAGAUCGUGAACUCGUCGAGUGCUUGUUCGAGAACGCGAUCGCCCUCAAGAGGAUUGUGAUUGAUGCUCGGAAUCCAUUACUUCCAGAAGGCCCAUGUCCCGAGAGUGAAUUGGAGACAGAAAAAGCUGCAAGAAAUCGGGCCGAGCAGCUUAAAAAAAUAGUACCUGCAGGAGUUGAACUCGUGAUUGUUGAUCACAUGCUUGAGAAUUGGGAGUUUGAGUAA
Molecule: messenger RNA, 1446 nt
Organism: Cornus florida
Lineage: Eukaryota; Viridiplantae; Streptophyta; Magnoliopsida; Cornales; Cornaceae
Product: F-box/LRR-repeat protein At3g26922-like
Exons: 4
Coding region: 1-1446 (481 amino acids)
Molecular function (GO): protein binding
Source: RefSeq, a predicted model, not a curated record